Molecule: messenger RNA, 865 nt
Organism: Protopterus annectens (West African lungfish)
Lineage: Eukaryota; Metazoa; Chordata; Ceratodontiformes; Protopteridae
Product: complement receptor type 2-like
Exons: 7
Coding region: 1-606 (201 amino acids)
Source: RefSeq, a predicted model, not a curated record
AUGGCUAAAACAUGUGCCGCCCCCCCAGAAAUAGUAGAUGGGACAGUUGAUUUGGGCUCAACUUCUCAAGAUAUAGCAGUUGGAACAGUUGCCACCUACAGUUGUAAAAAGUUUCAGCUUAUUGGAAAUGCAACUAUUUACUGCACCAAGUCAGGAAGUUGGAGUGGUUCACCUCCUGUCUGCAAAGGAGCAAACAUAGGCACUAAUCCCAAGACGACUACUGAGAAGAAGAAUGAGAAUGUGGACUCUCCAGUAGCUGGUGGUCUUGCAGCAAAAUCUCCAAAUGGUAAAGAUGCGAAUUGUCCAGAACCACAAGUUGCCCAUGGGCAUAAGACAGGUAAAUCUGGGCCAACUUAUCGCUCCGAUGACACUAUUAAAUUUGAAUGCGAACCAGGCUAUUGGAUGAAUGGCCAUUCAACAAUUACAUGCAAAGAUGAUAACGAGUGGCAUCCUUCACCCCCAACCUGUGAUGAUGAGGAGGAUAAGGAGAAAAAAAAACGUAUAAUCGGUCUAGCUGUAGGUAUACCUCUUGCUGUUAUUGUACUUGCAGCAAUCAUUGUCCUGAUCUACUACUGCUGCUGCUUGAAAAAGAAAGAAGGGAAGUAAACGUCUAGGAAUGAUGAAGUCAUUUGAAGUUUAAGGCAAUAAUAUUUAAAAAUCCACAAAGUGUUUUUUAUAUCUGCAUGCAAUGUUGACCGUCAAGCAAUAAAUUAUGCUGGAAAAUGACACCGAAUAGUUGCCAAGGAAAGAGAGGAAUACAGCCUUAGAUCUAGCAAGAAAGUGGAAGAAUCACAUCUACUGAACUGUAAUCAUAAAUCAUUGUAAAGUUUGUAUUUCCUUCAGUAUGCAAACUAUUUCUGCAGAU